UUUACAACUGAUUCUUUUACAUAUUUCUAUCCACUGCAUAAUUUGUAAAAAAAAUGAGGAAAUACUUGAGAUAUAGUAUAUUGUUCUUCAUUGUUUUGAUUUCGACAAGUUGUAAACGAAGCUUUUCUUUGAAUAAUGGAACAAAAAAGUACAUGUCUGCCAUAGGUGAUCCAGGAAUGCAAAGAGAUGGACUGAGGGUGGCCAUUGAAUCAUGGAACCAAUGCAAUGAAGUUGGGGAAGAAACUCCUAAUUUUGGGAGCCCUAGAGCUGCUGACUGCUUUGAUGUUAUUGAAAAUCCAAGGAAGGAAGGUUACACAUUACAACACAAAGUCACAGAGCAUGACAAUAAACUAGGAGUAGGGACACCAAUUCCAGGUGAAAGCUCAAAAUCCUUCAACAACAUAGACUUAUAUGCAGCAGAAAAAGAAGUGUAUUUAGGUUCAAAAUGUCAAGUAUCAGACAAGCCAAAUUCAUGGCAAUUCUGGAUGAUCAUGCUUAAAAAUGGUAACAUGGACACUUACGCUGCCUUAUGCCCUAAGGACGGCGUAAAAGUUGGCCCUUAUGGACCCGAUCAUCGCUUCGAUUGUUUCGGAAAAGGGUGCAUGAGACACCCUACUAUGCACCAUAAGUAUACUACUUUAGUAGGGAAUGAUACUCUAAUGGGAAGAUUUUUUGGGACAUGGGAUGUGGAUAGUGAUUUGAGCAAGUUGGGAAUCGAUGAAGUGAAAAAUAAAUCUUUCUAUUCCGUAACUUGGAAGAAAGAGAUUGGGAAAGGAAGUUGGGUUUUCCAUCAUGUUCUUAAAACCUCUAAACGAUUUCCUUGGUUGAUGCUUUACUUGAGAUCAGAUGCUAUUCAAGGAUUUUCUGGCGGAUAUCAUUAUGAUACAAGAGGAAUGAUAAAAACUAAAUAUCUAGUAUCUCCAAACUUCAAAGUAAGAUUCACUUUGAAUGUAACCAAAGGAGGGGGUUCAAAAUCCCAGUUUUACCUCAUGGACAUGGGAAGCUGUUGGAAAAACAACGGUCAGCCGUGUGAUGGAGACGUAACAUCAGACGUCACACGUUACAGUGAGAUGAUCAUCACACCUGAGACUAAGUCAUGGUGCAGGCCUCAUAAGGUGGAACUUUGCCCACCCUACCAUACCUUCUCAAAUGGUAGCCGUGUUCAUCGUGAGGACACCAGAAACUACCCAUACGACGCGUAUCAUAUGUACUGUGGUCCAGGAAAUGGGAAACAUUUAGCAGAGCCUAAUAGAAGAUGUGAUCCUUUUAGCAACCCACAAGCUCAAGAAAUAUUGCAAAUUUUACCUCAUCCUGUUUGGGGUGAAUAUGGUUAUCCUACAAAGAAAGGAGAAGGUUGGAUCGGUGAUUCCAAGACUUGGUUGCUUGAUGUUGGGAGGAUGUCACAAAAUUUAUACUUCUACCAGGAUCCUGGAACACAACCAAUCAAGAGGAGAUGGUCAUCCAUAGAUUUGGGAGUGGAAGUAUAUAGAGAUCCUGAUCAAGUUGUAGAAUGGACUGUUAGUGACUUUGACAUCCUUGUACCAGAACACAGUUUUACAUCUCUAAGCAAUAAGAACUAAGUUUUAGGGGUCCAAGAACACUGGGAAAUAUAUGUUAGUUUUGUCAUAUUUUCUUAACCGAUAAUUUCUUGUUCUUUUACAUUGAACUAAUGUUCAUUUAUCAUUGCAUACAUAUACAGAACGUUUCAAGGUUGGCCUAGUGGCUAGUGGUUGUAAUACCCUCCUUCCACUCAUGUAACAGGGCUUCGUUUCUCACCCCUUACAAGAAGGAUCCCGAUUUCCCUCAUUCUUUUUAAGGGAAUUCUCCUUAUCUUUAAAAAAAAUAUACUCAUACAAUAUAAUGAGAUAUUAAAGGCCUUGUACAAAUAGAUGGCACGUCCUUCCUUUGGAGGUUGACUAAUUAAAUUUAUUUAUGCUAUUAUUCCCUUAAAUAAUGCCAAUCUUACACCAAAUGAUCCAUUGAAUAGAUCUUUUAAAAUUACUAAAUUCACAGAUACCAUAAUUAAAAAGUCUAUCCUCAC
This is a messenger RNA of Beta vulgaris subsp. vulgaris (sugar beet), 2041 nucleotides long. RefSeq lists its product as uncharacterized. The coding region runs from base 54 to 1580 and encodes 508 amino acids. The record is from RefSeq and is a predicted model, not a curated record. NCBI's taxonomy places the organism in Eukaryota, Viridiplantae, Streptophyta, Magnoliopsida, Caryophyllales, Amaranthaceae. The transcript has 4 exons.